GUAGCCCUGUUGAUACCUUCACAAUCCAACGCCAUGUCUUUUUCAUUCGGUGCACCAGCCUCCAACGGGGGCUCUGGGAAAAGCCUUUUUGGGACUGCUGGCAAUUCAAAUACUGGAUCGAGUCCGGGUAGUCUCUUUGGAAAUGUAGGAGCAUCAACAAGCGGCAGCUCCUCACCUUCAUUGUUUGGCACAAGUUCUGCGACUGGUGGCCAAGGGUCUACGCUGUUUGGUGGUGCCAGUGGUAGCGCUGCUACACCCAGCGGCGGUACUUCUGCGUUCAGUUUCGGUACUCAGAAUAAACCCGCGGGUACCACUCAGCCAACUUCACUAUUUGGCAGUGGAUCGCAAACCCCAAAGUCGAACGAAACGCCCAGCUCCGGACAGACACCUGCCGGGGGUCUCUUUGGAAACGCCGCAAAGCCCGCAGGCGGCCUAUUUGGCAACGCAACUUCCACCCCCGGACAGUCAGGAGGUUCGAUCUUCGGCAACACCGCGUCCACAACUCCUGCUGGUCCUCCCCCACAGGGAGGUGCUACUGGCCAGCCUCAGUCGCUUUUCGGGCAGACAGCACAGAAGCCAGGUGGUCUGUUUGGAAACGCGAACACAACUAGCUCUUCAUCCACCACCCCUACUACCGCAACCGCACCCUCCACCAACCCAUUGUUCGGAGGAGCUUCGCAGACGCAGACGCAGACGCAGACUCAGUCGAACGGCGGCGGUCUUUUCGGAUCGAACACACAAAGUACACAACAGAAGCCCUUGUUUGGCUCGACCCCAGCAGCAUCCGCGGGAGGUAAUCUAUUUGGAAACGCUAACAAACCGGCGGAAUCAACAACUCCGACCACCAGUGCUGAUACUGCCCCCAAGCCAUUAUUUGGCGCUGCCCCAACCCCUUCCGCCGGAGGUACGACGAGCACUCAGACACCUUCUCUUUUCCAGAAGCCAGCUGCUGGAACGGACUCCACGGCAAAGCCUGCCUUCUCUCUGGGUACCACAAAUGCUAGCGCGCAGCCCUCUACGACUCCGGCCGCAUCAUCUGCUACUCCACAAAAAUCCCUAUUCCCUGCCAUUGGUGGUACAACCGCUUCCGCAACUCCAUCAACAACUCCUGCAGCUGCUCCUAGCGGUGGCAUGUUCUCUGCGCUUGGGGCCCCUAAGUCUACAGGAACGACUGCACCGAGCACUACUGCUACCGCAGCCCCUGCUGCCCAACCCGCGGCACCCACGGGUGGAUUGUUCGGGAACAAGCCUGCUGGGACCGCCGCACCUUCACAACCCUCAACCACUUCCGCAACCCCCACUACAGCCACAGAUGCCUCUAAGCCAUCGUUCACCAUACCCUCCGUGCCGACGACAUCGACCACUACUGGCACAACAGGCACCACUGUGACAAGCAACACGGCAACCGGGGGCGCCGCGCUUGGCGCGUCGACUGCUGGUCCUACUCCCCCAGCUCAGUCUCGCCUGAAAAAUAAGACCAUGGAUGAGAUUAUCACCCGUUGGGCUACUGAUCUGACUAAGUAUCAGAAGGACUUCAAAGAGCAGGCGGAGAAGGUCGCCGAAUGGGACCGGAUGCUUGUUGAGAAUGGCACUAAGGUGCAGAAGCUGUACGGUAGCACGGUUGAUGCGGAGCGUGCGACUCAAGAGGUCGAGCGCCAGCUUGCUUCCGUUGAGGGACAACAGGAGGAACUGGGUUCGUGGCUGGAUCGGUAUGAACGUGAAGUUGAUGAAAUGAUGUCGAAGCAAGUGGGGCCUGGUGAAUCCUUGCAGGGACCUGACCAGGAGCGUGAGAGGACUUACAAGCUGGCCGAGAAGCUUUCGGAGCGCCUGGACGAGAUGGGCAAGGAUCUGACCAGCAUGAUCGAAGAGGUCAACGGUGCCUCUGCGACACUCAGCAAGACCAACAAGGCAGAUGAACCGAUCUCUCAAAUCGUACGCAUUCUCAAUUCCCAUCUGUCACAACUACAGGUUAUCGACCAAGGCACAUCCGAACUCCAAACUAAGGUCAGCGCAGCCCAGAAGGCUGGGCAGUCUCUGUCUUCCCGGUUUGGUUAUGGCUUCAGCAGCUCCGGCAUGGGCAACUCGACUGCGGCUGAUGAUUUCUACCGUUCUUACAUGGGACGGCGGUAAUGGGGAGAUAAAAAACUUUCGGAAUCAUGGGUUUAGUUAUACGAGGAAACAUGCGGCGAUCGUUAUCAUUGAUCGGAGAAUAUAAUGUACUUGUGCUGGGUUGGAGCUGUGUGUUUUUUCUGCCCUUUUAAUGUUCAGGCUAUUGUUGGCAGUUUAACAAUGGGCUAAUGACAAUUAUACGCGUCCAUGGCUUGGCAGUAUGCCAACUAUCGUAUCUCUAAAACGCACAAGGGAGAUCAAAAUAGGAGGGAGAGU
Aspergillus nomiae NRRL 13137 is the source of this 2385-nucleotide messenger RNA. RefSeq names its product putative nucleoporin Nsp1. The annotation marks the transcript as partial. Gene Ontology annotation, molecular function: phospholipid binding; structural constituent of nuclear pore. Lineage: Eukaryota; Fungi; Ascomycota; Eurotiomycetes; Eurotiales; Aspergillaceae. The transcript is spliced from 3 exons. The record is from RefSeq and is a predicted model, not a curated record. Gene Ontology annotation, biological process: RNA export from nucleus; protein import into nucleus. Gene Ontology annotation, cellular component: nuclear pore; nuclear pore central transport channel.